This is a messenger RNA of Lacerta agilis (Sand lizard), 4019 nucleotides long. It is a transcript of the gene MCM10, whose product is annotated as minichromosome maintenance 10 replication initiation factor. The record is from RefSeq and is a predicted model, not a curated record. NCBI's taxonomy places the organism in Eukaryota, Metazoa, Chordata, Lepidosauria, Squamata, Lacertidae. Gene Ontology annotation, biological process: DNA replication initiation; DNA replication. The transcript has 19 exons. Bases 60 to 2708 code for a protein of 882 amino acids. Gene Ontology annotation, cellular component: replication fork protection complex; nucleus. Gene Ontology annotation, molecular function: single-stranded DNA binding; DNA replication origin binding.
UGUUCUUUUGUGUCUCUAGGGUACAUGAAUUCUUCAGUUAAGUCUCUGCUGGAAAAAAUAUGGAUGGUGAUGAUAACUUGGACCUGCUAGCCUCCCUGUUAGAGGAGAAUGAGGCAGGCGUGGGGCUGGAGUGUGAGGAGAAUGGUGUUAAUGUGGCUGCAGAUGGAGAACCAGAUUAUUAUAAUGAGCUGUUUGAUGCAGAAGAUGAUGAAUCCUAUACCGAGGAAGUGGAAGCUGAUGAGGGAGAGUCCAGUAGCUGCAAAGAAAAUCUGUCUGAGUUGUUUGGAGAUGUGGGUGACCUGUCGGAGGAAGAGGAGGAGAAAACUGUGCAGGAAACGUCUCAUUCUCUAGCUGAAAAGGAGAAGACCAAUCAACAUCUGCAAGAUGAACUGAGGAAAUUGCAGGAACAGAUGAAGACACUCCAGGAGCAACUGCAAAAGACAGCAAUAGGGCAGCCUGCUAACAUGGCCCCUAGCAAGAAAAGUUCUGGUACGUCUCCUGCUGCCCCCUUAAAGCAAAGAAAGCUUCAUGAGUCACCUUGUUUCUCAGCCCAGCUCAGCUGUCCUGCAUUGACCCCAAACACAGGCCAGGGCCAGAAGCUGAAACCUUUGCUGUCAGAGAAUAAAAGACAUGCUGCAAAACCAGCUUCAGGUUUGUCGCCUCAGCCUCUGAAGACCAUGACUGGGAACACACCUGAUUUGGGCACCAGUCAGAGAUCGCAAGGGCCAAAGAAUGCCGGUGUGAAUAGUCAAGAAGUCUCCUUUGAAACCUUCUCUGGACUGAGGCUAAGAAAACCCCGUGUAUCCUCUGUUGAGAUGGAAAGAAAAAUGACAGGCCGAAAGUUUAUUAGACUUUCUCAAUUGCAAGACAAGCUUGCUUCAUUAAACCUUGAGGAAACAGACUGGGUAACGUUUGGAGUCAUCAUAAAGAAAGCCACGCCUCAGAGCUCCAAUAAUGGUAGAACCUUCAGCAUCUGGCGCUUGAAUGACCUGCGUGACUUCAGCCGCUGCGUCUCAUUGUUUCUGUUUGGUGAUGUUCACAAAGAUCACUGGAAGACAGAGCAAGGCACGGUCAUAGGACUACUCAAUGCUAAUCUCAUGAAACCAAGAGAAGGAUCAGACGAGGUGUGUGUGUCUGUCGAUCAUCCCCAGAAGAUCUUACUUCUGGGUGAGGCCAUGGACUUGGGAACCUGUAAAGCGAGGAAGAAAAAUGGCGAGCCCUGUGCACAGAUGGUUAACCUGAAUGAAUGUGAAUAUUGCCAGUAUCAUGUCCAGUCCCAGUACCGGCGGCUCAGUUCAAAGCGGGCGGACCUGCAGUCUACCUUCUCAGAUUCCCGAGCUCCAAAAAGGAGAGCAAAGAAGAGCCUUGGCUUGAAAGAGAGGCUUUGUCAGGAUGGCUUUUACUACGGCGGGGUUUCCUCAGCUGCUUAUGCAGCUUCAGCCGCAGCAGCAGCCGCUCCAAAGAAGAAAAUCCAAACAACUCUGUCCAAUUUGGUUGUAAGGGGAGUUGAUGCAAUUCUGCAGGAGACCAAGCAGAAACUGGGUUUGCCAAAACAACCUUUGCCAUGUUCAGAGGAAUUCAAAGAACUAUUGUCAAUGCCCUCUUUUGGAGCAAGGAACCUGAAUAAACACCUGGCCAAAGCCAGUGCAUCAGUAUCUGUUGGGAAUCAAAAUCCAGCAUUCCAGUCCAUCUCUGCUUCAGCACUGAUUAAGCAACAGAAGCAGCAAAUGCUGGAAGCCAGGAAAAGGAAGUCUGAAGAGAUGCAGAAGAGGUUUCUUCAAAACACAAGUCAUGCAACUGUGGCGGCAAUGCCACCUUCCUCAGGACCAGCGGUGCUGCGCUCUCCAACUCCCGGGGCAGAGUUUCCCAAAGCUGCCAAACUGUCGAGCCCCCAAAUUCCGAGACUUGGCACAGGCUUCUCUGAAGGAGACGAUGUUCUCUUCUUCGAUAGUUUGCCUCCUCCAGUGCCCAAACUGAAUGGCUUGGCAGAAGCUAAAAAGAUGGCAGCUAUAAAUAAACUACGUGCAAAAGGCCGGAUCCUUGCCAAAGUGGACCCAAACAGCAUAAAAAGAAAACGAUCCAGUCUUGACAUUCUGGAGAUUUCUGAGAGAGCUGAGAAAGACAUCGCUCUGUCCCAAGAUGUUGAUGGUGCAGAACCUGCCGGAAAGAAACUACGCCAGCAGCUUGCGUACUUGGAGUCUGAUGAAUUUCAAGAGAUCUUGAAUGCUAGAUCCAAACACACAGGUGUCCUUAAGGAGUUUGAGGCUGAGCAGCAGGAACGCUAUUUUGAGCCUCUGGUGAAGAAGGAGCAAAUGGAAGAUAAAAUGCGGAGCAUCCGAGAAGUGAAAUGCCGUGUUGCAACAUGCAAGUCGUGCAAGUAUACCUAUUUCAAGCUCCUGGAUUCAUGUGUGGAACAAAAGCAUGACUAUCACUGGCAUGAUGGUGUAAAACGAUUUUUCAAGUGUCAGUGUGGAAAUAGAGCCAUAUCUCUUGACAAGCUGCCAAAAAAACACUGCAGCAAUUGUGGUCUCUUUAAAUGGGAACGGGAUGGAAUGCUCAAGGAGAAGAAAGGUCCCAAGAUUGGUGCAGAAACUCUUUUACCAAGAGGGGAAGAACAACCUCGAUUCCUCAGCAGUAUAAAAAUAGCUAUGAAAAGUUCUUUCUCUCCUUUACACUUGCCUUUUGAAUUUAUCUCUCAUAUCUGGUAAGGUGCAAGUAGCUCUGCGUUUCAGAAUGAAUGAGGAGUUCCUUCUGAAAGACACAGACUGCAGCAGUAGUAACCCCACUUACCUGGCAGUAAGCCCCAUUGAAUUCAGUGAGGCAGAUGUGGUAUGAUUCAGCCCUAGAGACCCCCAACCAUCUUUCCUUCAUGGAGUCUGAACGAUCCUUUGCUUUGGCUGGCUGUGCUCAGUCUGUAAUGUGGAAUGGGUGAACCCGGUCAUUCUUCAGGAUUUGCUUGUCACUUGAUGUCAGAGAGAGAGCUAUUUUCUUAGACUGCGCGUUAGACAUACAUUUUCAAGGGAUUAGAGGGUGCUUCUUUGAAACUGCAGUUUCUGCUAAUCUAGCUGUAGCCCAAUUCAGCUCUAUUAUCUGACACUACCUCAGAAGUGCCACAAGAAAUAUUGACCAGGACUAGGCCCAGGUCCAGAGAGUGAUAUCAGCAUUAAAUAGCCCUUUUUCUUUCUAGAACUUACACCAAACUGUGUGACUGUUUAUAUAUUUGUAAUAUGCUCUCCACACUAAUGUAUUUCCCCAAAUACCCACCUAGAAUAAUUUUCCUAUUAAGGGGAAAGUAGUUUGUGUGAUUUUUAAUGAGGCAAGUUACCUUGUUUUUAUUGCCUUUGCUUUUAAAACUUUUUUAUCUAGCUUACCAUUUUAAUUUUUUUCUAAAUUUGGGUCUGGAAUCUUUUAUCAAUAGUUUAGAGGGUACAGGCUGUUUCAGACUGUGAAUGGUAUGCUGCAAAAACAUGAUCUUCUUUGGAAGCGGUCAGAAAACCUGUAUUUCUUCUUUCCAAAUGGCUAUAAGGUUUCUUAUUAAACACAGCAAGAAACAAUGGAAUCCCCCAAAAUUAGAACAUACGGCUGUGUGAAAUGGAGCUAAAACUCAUAAAACAAAGGACUUUUUUCUGAAUGUAUGCCAAGUUUGGCUCUUCUGUCUUCCCUUGUGACAUUAUGUAGAUAGGUACUUUGAGAUGUGGCUUAGAAACGUUUUUAUCUAUUCACCAGUUACCACCAAUUAAUUUGCUUCCCUUCAUUUGUGUCCAUAUGUACUGCGAAUAUCAAAAGAGUUUCCUUCAAUCACUAGUAUAUUUUGUUCAGUGAACCACUGGGGUACAAUUUCUUGGCAUGUCAUUGUUACUGGAAUCUCUUGAAAACUGUAAAUAUUUUAACUACGGUGCUGUGAUUGAAAAUGUCACCAGGUUGUACUGGAGCCUUGUGUAUAUGCAGCAUUGUAAAAUGUACAAAGGGGGCCUAAACAGCCCAACAUACAUUGUUUACAAUAAACACUCAUAAAAAUC